AUGGAGACAAGUUUUUGGUGGGACUUUGCUUGGGGUGCCGCUGUCGCGGAAGUGACUACACCAGCGAAUGGUGCUGGAGUUGAUGACGAGUGGCAUUCUUUCGAGACUGAUUACAUCGAACGUCACAAAGACAUGAAUGGAUUUCACCCCCGUAUGGAACGCUACUCCAUGGAAACCAGAGACUGCACAAAAGCCACGGUGAAGUCAGGCGACCUUUUGCUAGGAUUGGCCGGGACAGCUCUUGCCGUAGUCUUGAGCGAAGCUGAAGGCGAUGGCAACCUCAUCAGAUUAGCCCUCAUGGUUGGCAGUGGAGAUGCUCCGGGAGUUGACAUCGCUCGCGUCGCUUACCAGAAGGUCCUUUCUCUCGAUUUCCUCGCCAAAGACUCGCUGGCGGGCGACUGCUACAAAAGUGGGCAAUUUCCCUACCAGAGUAUGACACCAAGGACAAACUUCUGA
Zasmidium cellare ATCC 36951 is the source of this 456-nucleotide messenger RNA. RefSeq lists its product as uncharacterized. The coding region runs from base 1 to 456 and encodes 151 amino acids. The record is from RefSeq and is a predicted model, not a curated record. The transcript has 2 exons. NCBI's taxonomy places the organism in Eukaryota, Fungi, Ascomycota, Dothideomycetes, Mycosphaerellales, Mycosphaerellaceae.